AUGAGUACUCGUAAAGAACCUUCAAAAAGUAAUCGUCGAGCGACAAUUUUUGUCACUGGACCUCACAAGCGACAAACAAUUUAUCAUGGAGACGGUUCGACGCCGAUAAGGAAAACUUCCCAAGAAGCGGUGAGCUUUCGUUUGAAAAAAAAAGUCGAAAAAUUCUGUUAAGAACGAGGGUAUUGUCCGACAUAAUCAUGUAGCUGUUCAUACGGCAAGCAGCGUCGAAGUUUUGGUUCAACUUUUUCUCGACGAGAUAGAAUUAUUGGUAAAUUGGAGGUUUUUUUUUUUGGUUCAUUGAUAAUCUUUUCAGAGGUUUCGAGUUAGGCAAAACGGCGCACGUAUGCGUCAUUAUCUAGCAGCAAAGUUGAACAUUGACUUUACUAAAUUGCGAAACUUUCUUUUCUCUUUAUUCGACAGGUUCAUGCAAAAGUUAGAUCAGGAUGUUAUUGGCUUCUCUUUUCAGAUCAAUUGAUAAGCGCUUCAUGGAAUAUCAAAGAGACGAGGCGAUUAUCUUGAAUAAUCUUCCUUCUCGUCCACCUUGGAAACCUCCACGAUACACAUUCAAUGAUGUAGAGGAGAUGUUGACAGUGGACGACUACGAAGAAGGUAAAACUUCGUUUCGGAAAUGGAUGAAAAUAAAAAGUGUCGCCCAAAUUACUUUCUACAAACAAAUAUUUUAAAAUUAAUUUGAGCUCGGUUAAUUGAAAAGAUCACUCUGUGGUCUGAUCGUGGAGGAACCCGCUUCGAGACAUUGAAAAAAUUAUAAAAAAGUUUUAGUCGGUAGGAAAAGCCCGAUUUGAGCUCCCAAUUUUCAUAUCGUAAAAUCGUAAAUAAAAUUUUGCGCACUACCGUACAUAGUAUCUCUUUCUUUGAGGAGUUUAUCAACGGCGAAAGCCCAAAUGGGAAAGUUUGCCUCAACGAAUGAAGCCUGUUCUCAUCGAUGAAGACAUUUCAGCGUUUCAGGUAAGCCUUUCAUCAGAACUUCUCGAAAUACGUUCACUUUUUUUUUACAAAGAAAAAACAAAAGAGAGGAAUAAUCACAGUAAGACGGUUGAAAGAUCCUUUUGAAAGGGGGUAAAUCAGAAAGCAUCUUGGCGCGCAAUAACUUGUGUGCGUUGAGAAUAACAACAUUUUGUAUUUAUGUUACAGUUCAAUAGAAAAUAAUAGAAAUUAGGGAAAGUAUUAGGGUGGCAGGAAAGAAAUGCGUGUUUUUGAUGUCCUUUAAUUUUAUCAUAAAAACAAGGUUAUCACAAAUCAAUUCGAACUGUAAUUUCCAUCAGUAUUAGCACCUUGUCAACAUUGCUCACGCAGAAAAUGGGUACUUUCUCUGACAGACUAGGCCGCCUACGAGCCAAAGAAGUUUCACCCCCAAUUUGGACUUUAUCGGAGUUUUUCAAUUUUUUUUUUGGGCUGUUUAGCGAUCCAAUGAUUCGGAUGGAUGAUAAAUGCGAAGAGCCAUGUCUGAGCUUUGUAGCGGAAAAAUCAGAAGUUUGCAGAACAAUUUUUCUGAUUUUGGGCUAACACAUUUUCGCAAAAAAGCGAUAUUAGGAACCCAUUUUUCAUUUCUCCUUUUUGCACUCCGUUGCGUAAUAAAACUGUUUUCUCUUGCAGCUAUGGGUGUGUAUUAACUGAUGAGCCAGUUUCACAGGCGUUUGUUGUGAAUCCAGUCUAAUGGCCUUUUAAAAUCGCCUUUAUCGUCGAUUUUUUCGUGUUUUUUGAUUUCAAAGGUCUUUUCGCCUAGUGAAUAGCGCUAAAGCAAUUCAAAAUGUUAACUAUCAGAAAAAAGCAUCAAUGGUGAUCAUAAUAUUGAAAGGUGCCAAGCUUCUGAAUUUGAUUUGUACUUUUUGAAAUAACGCGAAAACUAGGUCCGCGAAUACAGUUUUUGAAAGGAUGUUUUCAGAGCUAUUUUUCUUAUAGAAAGGCGGAAUGAAAGUCAGCAAACUAUAUAUCCAAUGACGCACAAGGACAAGCCCUUUUCGACAAAAAAUACCGUUCUAAAUAAUAUUGCUUCUUGGAUGAAUUAGAAGCCGACAAAAACGAGCCGCAUUUCUUUCAUGCCACCCUAAUAUAUUUUAAGAAGAACGUUUUUUUUUUCUUAGCAUCUGAAUUUGCCAAUGUCGAUGACGAUGGAGGACGAAGAUGACCGGCUGAGUUUGCCAAGUACAAGAACCGUCAUGACCUCUGAAGAUCAGGUACGGCGAAAUACACUGGUCCAUCGGGAUGUCGAUACAAAUACGUACCGGGUAGCAACCGGCGUAUGGUAAUCGGUGGUCGUUUGUAUGCGACCUGGUAUUAUCUCCGUGGUACCUGGAUACUACCGGAAAGGUAUCGCUAUGCUACCGCGUAUGCUCUCCGGUAGCUACCUCACGAGCGGUCGCUACCCGGUACCUACUUGCAUCGACUUCCCGAUUCAUCUUAGCAUCGACGAAUUGGAAUGAGAUUUUCAGAUGGCCGCGAUACAUCAGCAGCUGGCGAUGCUUUCUAGGCAACUGCAAGCUUUGCAAAGACAGAAUGUCCCUCAAGAACGGGAAUCUUCAUCGAAGCGGGAAGUCAGGGCGGAAAAGGUUUUUUUCCCGUUGUACCAUUGGUUUUAUAUAAUAUAUGAUAUCGGAAUAUUUGCGUUUCUAAAACAGAUAUGAGACAGUUAAUGCUCCAAUGUUUUUUCUUCUGAAAAAUAGGCACAUUUCUAAAAUUUUAUAAAGUCAUUCUGGAUUUUCAAAACCAAGUUAAACAAUCCAUUAUUCUGCACCAUGUGGCAGUAUUGCACACAAUAUCUAGGGAAUCUCGAUUAUUCUGUGUCAAUCGCUACGUUCAUAAUUAUCAGAAAAGCUUGCACACCUCGACAUCGUCCUCGUCGCCAUCUUCUGAAGAUGAAGGGAAAGGGCCAUCGUUAUGCAGUCCGAAUCUCCCGAGAAAGGUCUCCUUUUGUCUCUUUUUUUUCUCACUUUCAUAUAGUUAUGAAAUCAUUUAUAAGUCAUUUUUCAAUAAAAGUCAACUGGAAUUCAGCUCUAAUUUGCUCAUUUAAAUACCGGGACUUUUUUCCGUAAUUGUGAUCAUGGAUUUUUUUUUAAAAUUUCUUUAUAGAAAGUAGAAGCUGACAGAGCCCCGGUUUCAAAAAUCGCUCCACUGUCCACCGGGGCUCCGCCCCCUCCGCCGCCGCCUCCUUCUAUGACGUCAUACUCCUUGAUAAGUGGUGAUACUGGGCCGACACCUACUAAAAACAUUGUCAACAAUUCGGUAAUGUUUCACAGUUUUUUUUUUACAAAAGUAAGUUGCAGAAAAAGUUGCCUCCGCCUGAAGUCGUCACUUCUGACCGACCUUAUCUUAUCGAAAUCGCAAACGGCCGAAAUUUGCUCAAGAAAACUAGGUAGUUGUUUUCUCAACCCAAUUAUUGUGAGAAAAAUAGUUUUGAUGUUCAAAAAAUACUAUUUAGCCAAGCUCGGGGGUUUCCGUUCAAAUCUAGCAAAACUGAAAGCCGCUUGUUAAAUACUAAGAAAAAAAUCUUUGUAAGGACUUAUGACGCAGGAUCAUUAAAAAACCAGCAGUUCAAAAAAUAUUACUAAACGGAAAAUUAUUUUCUUCAAUUAAAGAUUUUGAAAAAGAAGUUUUUGAAGAAUAAAACGUUGUUUCUGUGGUGCCGCAAUAUCGGAGAUCGCGUAAUUUUAUAAAUAACUACCAUGAACUGACAAGGACAGAAGUAUUAUAGAAAUUGAUAUUUUAAUUUUUGAUAUUAUAGUCUGUUCAGAUUUUUGAAUGUCAAGCAGCUAACUCUACCCCCAAGGCUACAAUAUCUUCCGCGUCAAUAUUUUAUCCACAGAUGACGAUGGCCCUUUUAAUAACGCUGCAUUUUUGACUUCUUUUUCUAUCUUUUAGAUCAAAAAAGAUCGAAAAUAAUUACGCGCGAUAAAACAUCGACGCGAAAAGGUACCGCCUCAGCCGGGGCGGAGUUAGCUGGUUGACAUUCAAAAUCUGAACAGACUAUAGCCUUUGUUGAAAGUUCUUUUUGUGGUGUUUGAAGUGCCAGAAGUCUUCAAUAGCCUAAAUAGGCUCCGAUAACGGCUUUUGCCUUGAUAAUUUCAAUUAAAAAGUCGUGAAAAAGAAGAAUGAAUAUUUGAAGACCAACGGGGGCGCCCAUCUCACCGAAGCAGCCGCGAAUGCGUCGACCUGUCUCCUCUUUCGAAGCGGCUCUCAAGGACCGCUUCCGCUGUUUUCACGGCGACACUUCGCUCUCCGAGCACGAGGAGACCGAAGAAGAAGCCAACGCCAACUGGGAUUAA
Caenorhabditis auriculariae is the source of this 4280-nucleotide messenger RNA. NCBI's taxonomy places the organism in Eukaryota, Metazoa, Nematoda, Chromadorea, Rhabditida, Rhabditidae. The record is from the annotation of a GenBank genome assembly.